CGUGGGGCCGGGGCGGGGCUGCUUUUCCUCCUCGGCGCGGGACCGGCCGCGCGGGCGGUGUGUCACGUGACCGGCGGCGGGAGUCACGCGGCGCGGGCGCGAUGGCGGCCCCCGCGGACGGCGCCGACCUGGAGGCCUCACUGCUCAGCUUCGAGAAGCUGGACCGCGCCUCUCCGGACCUGUGGCCUGAGCAGCUGCCCGGGGUUGCUGAGUUCGCCGCCUCCUUCAAAAGCCCCAUUACAAGUUCUCCUCCCAAGUGGAUGGCUGAAUUAGAAAAUGAUGAUAUUGAUAUGUUGAAGGAGUUGGGGAGCCUCACUACAGCUAACCUGAUGGAAAAAGUUCGUGGCCUGCAGAACCUGGCUUAUCAGCUGGGACUAGAUGAAUCCGGAGCUGGCAUAAUCAAAACUGCAGAGUAUUCAGAGUGCAAGCAUACUGUGGAAGUGUUAACUUGUGCUGGGCAAACAACACUUUAUCCAAAUCAUGAUGACAGUGAUGCCAGCCACUCCCCAUGCUGAUGAAUUGACACCUGGCAAUUCCAUCAUCAGCCUAUGCAGUAUGUAAAAAAGGUAAAUUACAUCUUUGUCAUGUGGUCUGAAAUCCUGGACUCCUGCCCUCCCACAAGUUCAGUAACCUUCCGUAAACAUUUCUGUAAUACUUCUAAACUAAUAAAAAAUUUUAUAUAUACACAAUCAAAAUAAAAAGACAACUUGCAAAUUACUAUUGCAGAAAAUCCACAUUGAUAAACAACAGAGAUACGAUCUUGACAGAGGCUUUUCAAGCAUCCUCACCUUUACUCUGAGUUCUUACUAAGGAAGAACCUCAAGCAACAAGGGUACUUGUGAUGGGGAAAUCUGUCAAUCUUUGAGCUAUCUGAACAUGGCAAACAAACUUAAUAUAGCGUGAAAAUAAUCCUCACUUCUUUAGUGUUGUACCCCCAUCUUCGUAUGCCACUGACACUUUUUAAGAAGUCAUUGAAUAAUCAGACUUUAGGAGAAGAUGAUAAUUCAUUGAAAGACAAUUUUGUAGAAAGUCAUCUCUGUAUCUUCAGCCCAGCAGAAUUAUAGUUGGACAGUAACUUCUCAUGGACAAUAACAAACUCUGAGCUGAAUGAAAAUGAUUAGAAGAACAAAUGAAAGUGUCAUAGACACAUUUCUGUAAUCACUAUAGCAAAAAUUUCCCACUGCAGAAAUACCAAAACCCAUGUUUUCUAUGUGCACAUCCCAGUAUAUACAUCAGCCAGAGUGCCAGAUAUGUCCAGAAGAGAUUAUAUGUGUGAUGCCAAAUAUCUCAGAUAAGAUAUGGACCUCGAUAUUUUUAGAAGGCAAGACAAGAGGAAAAAAAUUUAAAAAGAGAGAAAAAGAAAAUCAAGGAAAAGGAAUUGAAGAAGGCUGAACCCUUUUGCUUUUAUGUAAUGCUAGUAUUCUUGGAAUCAAAGUUAUUCUAGAGACAUGUUAUCCCUGCAAGUCAAUCCUUACAUCAGUGCUUUGAAUUUCUUUCAGGAGGAUGUGAAAUGCAAAAUCUUGAAGUCAAUUAUUGUGGCCAAUCAUAAAAUCCACAUAAAGACAGUUAAAAGGUUAAGGGGCCAGAGAAGUAUGGACCGAUCCAGUUUCUGUAGAAUGUAAUCCAUAUUCCUCACAGAGAAUGUGCAACAAUGCCAGUUUUAUUAAUGUUGUGUUAGAUUUUCAGCAUGGCAGGAUCUCUUCACAUUUGACUUCAUCAUCCACUGAAACUGCCGAUUUUUAGACUUGACCUUUUCUGUGGUGUCCUUUUGAGGGGGGUGACUGACUCCAGGCAGCUGAUGGGUGUACAGAAUAGGCGUUUUCUUGUUGGGUUUGUGUGGUUGACCUCUGGCCUGCCUGCUGAUUCCUAUAAUACAGAUCAGUGACCAGUGAAGCCAGAACAGUCCCUGCCUGUCUCUGUUAUAGACACCUCAGUAAGGAACAGAAAAGAGGAAGAGGGCUGAGCUUGAAAGCCCUUACUUAAUUGCUAGUAGAAAAAAUGGGUAAUAAGAAUGACCUUGCACCUUAUUUAUUGACCAGAUCUCUGGGAGGACAAAGUACUUGACUUGGUUCUGUAUCACUUGAAAGGCUGGCUCUGUGGUCCAUAGCUGAUGAGUAGGCGUAAUAAUAUAGGGUAAUUAAAUUUUGUGCUUGCAGGCACUUAGAUGCCAGGGAGGAUUUCCCUUCCAAAAAUACCACACACAUCUAACCACUUUCUUCAUAAUCACAGAAUUCUAAAGCUAGUCCUGAAGUCUCAGAAAUUCACCAUUUGCCAUCUUCCGUUUACUACAGUAGCCCAGAAUGCAGCAAGCUGUGUAUGAAAAGGUAGGAAGAGAGCUCAUCAGCAACUUGAGAAUGAGGGACAAGAGACCAGCAGAGCAAUCCAAGUGGACACAGAUGCUCAGGUUGCCUGGUUCUGUGGCCUUCAGUUUGUUCUCCUCUCUCUAUAUUAAAGUAACUUAUUAGUUAUGCUUAGUUUUAAUUUUUAUACAUAUAUAUAUAUAUACACACUCCCAAAUUGCCUUUCAGGGAAAGCAUUGGCAUCUAUCUUCCUAUUGUACUCUGCACGGAUCAGCUUGUCACCCUGUCUUAGAUUUCUCCCCACCUUUAGCACACUGAAGCCAAAUAACAUGUGUAAAACCAGCGGACAACUCACUUCUGCAGGGGCUCGUUGUGGGAAGAAUCAGGGUGAGCCCUGAUUUGCAGGAGGGAUCAGUUUGUAAUCAGAUGCACAGGAGGCAAAGGGAUCUGCAGGCCAUGGCUAUCCUUAACAGGAUUAGCUGUGAUAUUUUGCUCAAUAUGAAAUUGUAAUCAAAAAUUAGGGCAAAUAUUUUGCUGAAAAGUAUUUGGUUGAUGAUGGUUUCUCAAGAAAGUGUCAGAUUGAAAGUCAGAGGGACUAUGCCUUCCUUUGCCUUGUUUUGAUAAGAGAGCUUGAGCUGGGAUGUCCUACCUCCCUCUCAACUCGUGUUUUCAAUCCUUCUGUGGGCGUCUUUAAAAACCUGCCCUGUGAGACCCAGCACAUGUUCCUUUCCACAAGAACUGUCAGGGUGUUGUUUACACGUGCUCGUUCCAGCCUGAACUCUGAGGCAUUCCCUCACUGGAGAAAAGUGUAUGCCAGGUGCUGCAUUUCUCUAAGGGGAGUCCCCAGGAAGUCUUAGCAGAGACCUAAGGCAAAUCUGUGCAGUCAGAUGUUUGGUCAGAUGAUUUGAUGGUGCAUUUCUGCAUGGAAGCGUGAGUACCUGUGUACCACCACUGGAGACGACACAGGAGAAGACAGGCCAAAGAGCUGAACUUGGGUUUCCACCACGCAGGGGGACAGUGGAGAUGGAGUAAGGAUGGAGAAGUUCCGCGUCCCCAGCACCAUGUGGCUGCUGCCAAGCCACUGGCCCUGUGCCACGUAGCUGGGCCCCAGCGCCUGGACUGCUUUUCUGGCUGUUUCUCCCCGUCCCCCUUCUCCUCCCGGUGCCCGAGAGGCGGCUCCCUGUCCGUCUGUGGCGCAGGGAGCGCUGGCUGCCGCUCGUUAGAAGAAUUCCCCCAAGUCAGACCUAUGGUACGAGCCGUGUGAAGCGGAAGACAAUUAGGGGCUUAUUAGUGUCCUGGGGAGACGUGUAACUUGUGUUGCUGGGACUUACCAAAACAGCGAGAGUCUUACCGGCAAGCUCCAGCCGAGAAAAGACUGAGGGAUUGUCUCACCUAAUUAUGGGGAAUGGGCCUCUUUGUGUUUGUGAUUCGGUACGGUUGUCCGAUCGCUUUUCUCUGGCUGCUGGCUCAGGCCGAGCUGGAAGUGUGCUAAUUAGAAGAGAAAUGGACGUAGUGAUCCUGUCAGCUCUCGUUACCGGCGUGGACAAAGCCGAAUAUUAUUCUGAGGCAGUGUUUUGUGAGUGUCCCCCUUCCAGCUCUCAUUAAGGGCAAGGUUGGUGGACAGGGAGGGGACUUGACCACAUGGGUUGGCUAAUGGAGCACAGUUACCGUUACUGUGCUAAUUAACGGGCUCAGGAGGCAAAUGUUUCUCCAACCAGCAGUCCCAGCAGCUGCACCUGGUGCUUCCAAAACCCAGCCAUCUCACUGGGCAAGUAGGCAAACAAAUGUGUGUACGAGCGGAAAAGGGGUUACCUGUGACACAUCCAUGCCAUCCAGAAGUACAGAAGAACUAUUAAAAUGGUCAACAGAGAGACGGAAAGCGCAUAGUGCUGCAGUAGCAGCAGGUCGAGCUUCAGCAGUCCCUUCUCCCUAAGUUACCCUUCAUAUAGAGGGCAAUGUGUCAGCUGCUGCCCCUGGAAAGUGGGUAGCAGAGAGACUUGAGGAAUUGCCAAGGUCUCCAGGUGCCAUCAAGAAAUACAUCUCCUGUGAGUUGUUGUGUUCAUCAAGAGGUCCUAGUGUGGCCAGGAAGGGGAAAGCUGGAAAGAUGGAGGUGAAUCAGACUAUCCCUCUCUAUGCUGAUGAUGGGAUGCUUGUGGUCUGAGCUGGCAAGAUGCAUGUAUAUAUCAGGACGUUUCUUUUGCUCCAAAAACCAGUUAGGCAACAUUGAAAUGAUUCACAUAGGCUAAGGCAGGUGAAGAGGAUGACCAAAGGAGUCAUAGGAAAUGCUAAAAAAAAAAAAAAGUGCAUUUACAUGCCACUAGCCUAAAACUACUACAGUGAGAGUAGGGAGUGUGAUGGCAGAAAGUGACCUACUACAGAAAGAACAGAGAGAGUCAGAAGACAAGACAGGAGCCAGAGCAGGUCUGUAGAGUCACAGUGGCUGAGAUGAACUCAACAGAAGGCAAGAACAGUGUGUGCUGAGGAGGCUCAGUGGAAGUAAGUAGUUUUAUUAACUUGUCACACAGACUGUCAUUUUAACGCAUAGGUGUUUUGUAAACAAACAGAGUAAUUGCUAGUUGAUGUCUCCAAAGUUAUGCAAAAUAUUAGUUAUUAAGUCUGAUUUGGAUGUUAUGGUCAUACUAAAGGUCUUUAAUUAAUGUCUAUACAUUAAACACAGUAAAACAUAAAACUAUGCCUUAAAGCUUUUAAUUUGCUUUCUCUCUUUUAACAGUGUAGUCACUGCAUGCACUUGUGCAUGCUUGGGAAUUGUUUUCAGUCAUACUUGAUCAAGGGUUAAAGUUACAAGAGGUUCCCUCUUUUGUUUCUUGGGUUAUUUGUCCCUGGUGAUGAAGCUGUUCCAGUAGGAGGGUUAGCUGUGUCUUCCCAAGGCUCCAGCAGCAGUCUCCUGUCAUCAUGGAUGGAGCUUGAACUUUGCUCUGUGCUUUUGCCUCCUUAUUUUUCCUGUUUCCCAUAGCUGUGAACCCAGCAAGGAUCCUUUCACUGUGGCAGCACAUACACUGUCCUUACCCUGCAGUCCUGCAGAGCUGUAAAAGCCUUUCCCUUUUAACUGAGGUUCACUUCCUACUGGCUGCUGUGGUGACUUGAAUCUUAGGAGUCUUGAUGCGGAGACUGAUCUCCAAAGAGGGCUUGAGAAGUAUCUUCUCUGUAAAGAGGUUUAUUCUAGAAGGAGGAGAUAUGUAAUCCUCUUACUAAAACCCAAAGAGGAAAGGAGAAAAGGUUUAUUGCUCCUGCCUUACCCCAGUGAGCUGGCAGCUUUUAUGCUGCCUCACAAAUAGAGAGGCAGAGAGAAACAUCUUUGAACUCCACCUGACCUGAGGCUCUCCAGUAGAUGUUCAGUGAAACCCAUGUCUCCACUGCUUUCAAGUGUCCCAGCAGAACAGAUCCAUAACCCUAGUUUCUGAAAAUGAAAAACUACUCCCUGUUAUACCACAUGGCCACUUACCUUGCCUUCCAGAUGCUUCAGUUUUGGUCUAAGGAGAAAUCUCAAAUCAGUGACAGAAAAUCAGACACCAUCACACUCAUUUCAGUUUUCGUGCUCUGUAAGUUCAGGAGUCGAGUGACCUCCCUGAGUAAGGGCUGGUGACAUGUCAAGCCUCCCUCAAGAGACUGGACAUCACUGGCAGAUGCCAGGAGAAAAGUCUCCAAGAAGACACAUCACUGGUUUUGCCAGUUUAUCUCCUUUCUUUGCCUGAGGAAGUAUUGGGGUCCUUGCUUGUUACACCUCUGUUUUACUGGCCUGUCAUCUUGCUGUAUUGAUAAUGUCAUGCCAAAUUUCUGACUUCCAAAUAUAGAUAAGGAUUGACUGAGUUGGUUUUAUGUCCUUGUGAGGACAUUUCUGAUGAAGAAUAUUCUUCAUACAGAUUAGCAGCACUCAAAAACAUUGUGAAGAUGGGUGAAAAAUAUGCAGAUGGAGGGAAAGGGUACAACGGUUCCUUUUGGCCUUCACUGAGACCUCCUGACAUUCACAUAAUGCUUACUAAUUGUACAGUACCUGGCCUGUGGGCUGGAGCGGUGUUUGGAGGACAUCCCUUUAGCAGUUUGAGUUAUCAAAUGCACCACAGUAGUCAUUUAAGUCAUGGUGACCUCAGCACAUAUCAAAACUUUAUUGUGCUGUCAUUCACAGAAACACAUAAUUAGGUGAAGGUCUCUGUCCUCAAGAGGUUAUAUGCAGAUGAAACAGUAAGAGACUGGGAGGAGAAAAGGAGAUAUCAAGAUGUAAAGAGACUUGUUAGAUGUUAUCAGCACAGUUCAAACCCUGUUACUUCUUAGCCACAGUCAAGUGGCCCUUUCAGUGCUUGCCAUCUGCCUUGUUGUUUCAUUAAAUAGAUGUGGUUUUAAAAGUAAAUAAAUAAAUAAAAAUGAAAAUGCCUAAGCAACUGGCAGGCAUUAGGAAUUUAAAUAAUAAUAAAUUACAGUGCAAUACAGACAUUUUAAUCUUUUUUUUUAAGACCUGUAAAAAACUAUUCUAUUAAUUUAAUUUUUUAAGUCACUUUAUGCAGUGUUAAAGAUUGAGAAUUUAAAACCGAGCACUAAAAAUUAAGGUUUCUCAGUGCUGUUAACUGCUACAGUGUGCACAGUGUAAACAUGCAUUUAGGAGAGAGCAAUGAGCAUUACAGAGAUCCUAAUAAUAAUUAUAACAUCUUCACUGAUGUAUAACACUAUUCUGACCUUGUGCACUCAUGCAGAGAGGGUGUAAGUGCUACUUUCCAGAUUUCAUGUAAUUCUGCAGUUGCUCCAGUCCAAAUGUUUGUUGACAGAGCAGGGCAGGAAAAAUAAUUUUUCUAAUUCUGCCAUGUUGAAAACCUUGCUCUUGCUCUGAUGCUCUGUGGGUCUGAUCCUGCUUUAAUAGAGAGUGUUAUGAAAAUGAUCACUGCAGCUCUCUAGGGAGCUUAAAACUAUUUGCUCUAGCAAAAGAGAUAAUUUUUUUUGUUCACUUCGAUAGUUUGAAAACGGAGGAACUUGCUACACUAAAUAUUAGUGUACCCCAUUUGUGUAAUGCAUCUGGGUAAGGUUUACAGGAGUUUCACUAGCAAGUUUUAAAAUAUUAGCAAGUUUUUUUUGUGGGAGACAACUGUGAAAAUGGAGUGAUAAUGGAGGACUAAAAGAAAAAUAGAGGUGAAUGAGAAGAACUUAAAAAUAGGGUUCUUAGAGGACAGGAGACCAAGAGAGAUGACAAAGCAGUUUGGAAGACAGCAAGGCAUGGGCAGGAGGUUGGAACAAAUGCAAAGGAGUAAAGGAGGCAGAUGGUUACAAAUGCAAUUGAAGAAGAAAAAUUAUGAAAAAAAUCAAAACACAAAGGGAGCAAAUAGGAAUAGGUCGUGGGUUUCCGCAAGAAGGAGGUCAGAGAAGUAGAAGUUUCAUAAGCAGUGGAACUAGAAAGGGAAGCAGGAUGUUCCUUGUGGAUGUGUCUCUCAAGACUGCAUUGUGUGUGGAUUCUCCGAUGCCUCCCAGAGGUUGUGCUCGCACUUCAUUAAGGGCAGUCACUGGAUUUAUUUCUUGGUCAGCCCGUUAAUGUAACCAAUGAACAGAAAUGUAUUGCCUACACUCUGGAAAGUUGUCUGGAAUUGCCUAGAGCUUCAGAAGUCGUUGGUAUACCCAUGUACACCUGUGGAUGGAAGCUAAGAUUAGAUUAGAUAGUUAAUAGCUGAAAUUGCAAAUGGACAGAGUGAGUGAUAGAGAAUGGGAAAACAUUAGGAAAAUGGGGAUUUAUAUCUGCUAUUAAUGCAUUUAAUUUGCUUUACUGCCAUUUCCUUUCCUGGUUUUACAUUUUUUAAAAAAUGAACAAGGAUCUAUUUAAAGCCCUCCUCCAAAAUCAGGCUAACUUCACUGUGAGUGUCUGCACUGGUUGUUUCUGGGGAGAAGAAUCUCGUAACUGCAGUUUUGUCUCCAGUACGUGACGAGAGAGACUCCGGGAGCUCCCCCACCAGCUACACCAUCAAAACCUGCUUGGAACCUUACUGGAAGCGUAUGUGGGAGACAGAUACUGCAAAAAGCCUUCUGGUCUUUCCAUAUUGGGGUGAAUUGCAGCUCUAUUGCUCAAACGCUCCUGCUGUUUUUCUGCUGUCCUACACUGCAAAUUCCCAUCUCAUUGGUUCCUGCUGCAGUGAUUCUCAUCUGGUGUUUUCUAGGGACCUCCUCCUGACUAUACUGUACUUGUAUUUUUGCUGGGAUCCCAUUUUAUUUUCAGCUGGUCUAUCCCACAUGUCCUUCCGUAUUUCACUCUCUUAAUAAAAUUUCCUGAUUUCCAGGCAGAAGGUGUCAUGUUAAGAGGUGUUAAAUAGGGCAGAACUGACUGCUGAUCUCUGGGAGACCUCUGCCUCCCACACAAUACCUUUUUAUGCAUCACUAUCCUUUAUUUGUGGGUCUCCAGCCAAUUUUUCAUUCCAUCUAGUGGUGUAGCCAAACCCAUUUGCAUUAAUUUUGAGUAGGAUUUAUCAAAUCUUUACUAAAAUCCGAAUGUAUCAAAUCCAUCGUGUUCCCUUCAUCCACUAAUUUUGUAAUUCUAUUUUUAAAAGCAAUCAGGUUUCUCCAGCACAAUUUGUUCUUUAGAAAUCCCUAGUGCUGAUGCUUGUUUUCUGAUCUCUAGGUGGUUAGUGAUUUUUUUCCCAUGUUUUAAAUUCUGUUAUUUUACUGGAAAUAAAUA
Molecule: messenger RNA, 8964 nt
Organism: Myiozetetes cayanensis
Lineage: Eukaryota; Metazoa; Chordata; Aves; Passeriformes; Tyrannidae
Gene: LIN52
Product: lin-52 DREAM MuvB core complex component
Exons: 7
Coding region: 102-515 (137 amino acids)
Biological process (GO): regulation of DNA-templated transcription
Cellular component (GO): DRM complex
Source: RefSeq, a predicted model, not a curated record